CUUCAUCUUGCCUUUCGAUCCCUCACGACACUUGGAUUCUCGGGGCUCUUUUUCUUUGCUUUUCUGAGUUUCGACUUUGAACAAACAGCACCACCACAUAUCUUACGUCCGACCCGACACACUGCGCAAGGAUGACUUCUAAGCUGCCAUCCGUUUUGGACGCUACGGAGGAGGACAUCAGCCUCCUUCUGGCCGCUCAGACCCACAUUGGUGGUAAGCAGGUGGAGAAGGCUAUGCUGCCUUACGUCUACAAGCGCAGAGCAGAUGGUAUUCACUUGCUUAACCUCGGCAAGACCUGGGAGAAGAUCGUCUUCGCUGCUCGUAUCCUCGCUGCCAUUGAGAACCCAGCCGACAUUGUGGUGCUCUCUGGUCGUCAAUACGGACACCGAGCUGUGCUCAAGUUCGCAUCCAACACUGGUGCUACUGCCAUUGCCGGUCGUUUCACGCCCGGUUCCUUCACCAACUACAUCACCCGAUCGUUCAAGGAGCCCAGAAUCAUCGUGGUGACUGACCCUCGCGUCGACCACCAAGCUAUUCGCGAGGCUUCUUACGUCAACAUUCCCGUCAUUGCUCUGUGCGACACCGACGCUCCUUUGCGUCACGUCGACGUUGCCAUUCCAGGUAACAACAAGUCCAAGCACUCUGUCGGUCUUCUCUGGUGGUUGUUGGCUCGCGAAAUCCUGCGUCUUCGCGGAACCAUCCCUCGCACUCCUGACGGUUGGGGAGUCAUGGUGGACAUGUUCUUCUACCGCGACCCUCAAGAGAUUGAGCAAGAGGCGAACGAAGCUGCGGCUGCUUUGGCAGAGAAGAACGCUCCAAUCGAGACGGUCGGAGACCAGGAAGUCGAUUUGGGAGGCGUUGGACCCAGCUCCAUCGCACUCACUGCUGCUCAGGGCGGUGCACCUGCUGGAGAAAAGGUAGACUGGGCCGCUGAUGGCGAUGCGCAAGACUGGGCCGCUGACGGCGCUGCCGCUGGUGGUCAGCAAGCUUCCGGCUGGGACUAAGUGUCCUCGCCGAGUAGCGCACCAGUCGAUGCGUCGCCACAUUGGCGCAUCCCGCUCCUCUCUUUUCCUUCUUUGCGGGUGCUCUGCUGGCAACAGUAAUGUCUUCCCUUUGUCCCCCCAUUGUCGUCUGGCCCUCGUCGUUCGGCACCUUUGGUGAAUGCCUUUUGAAAACCCCAAAGAGGCAUGCGGCGAAGUUCCAACAACCCGAGUUGUAAUACUAACAUUUUCGGGGUGCCCCCUUUCCUCAACAAGCCCAAAAAAUCACACCUUCACGCAUGUAUGCAAGCUCAACACAAGGCUUCUGUGCUAAUGUGAGAGACCAAUUUCAUGGUCAAUUGCUCCAUGCAUACGAUAUGAGGUUGCAGACCGAUGAGUUUGAGCCGAGUCACAGUCAAGAGCGUUGCAAUCAUAAUCAAAUCGUUCUCCU
Molecule: messenger RNA, 1431 nt
Organism: Ceraceosorus guamensis
Lineage: Eukaryota; Fungi; Basidiomycota; Exobasidiomycetes; Ceraceosorales; Ceraceosoraceae
Product: ribosomal protein S2
Exons: 2
Coding region: 132-1004 (290 amino acids)
Biological process (GO): ribosomal small subunit assembly; cytoplasmic translation
Cellular component (GO): ribosome; cytosolic small ribosomal subunit; 90S preribosome
Molecular function (GO): structural constituent of ribosome
Source: RefSeq, a predicted model, not a curated record